GACGUUAUCCCAUGACACGUGACAUCUCUUCAUCUCUCCCACAGUUCAAAAAUCAAAUCUUUUAACUCUCACACCCUCCCUCCUCAUCAAAUGUAUUCUCCUUGUACCUCAAAGACUCGUCCUUUAAAUCCCAAUCCUUUGUUUCUGUUUAUGUUUUUUUCAGUUAUAAGAAACAAAGGGUAGUCAUUUAAGUUAGCACCCUUUUCUAGUAUGGAGCCAUUGCUGAAGAAGAAAGAUGGUUGGACUGAGUCAGGUAGUGCAACCGAGUUGAGUAGCUGCAAUGGUGGUGAGUCUAAAACGAGUAGCACUACGAGUAGAAAUUCAAGUGGCUCAAGUUCUGGGAAAAAAGGGUCUGCUUCAGGUUCACCUACUCUCUUGGGUUGGCCUAUAAGGAGAGCUAUCACUGCUACUCCUUCAGUGUCAAAGGAUGCCCCAAAUGGAGAUGGAGAUGAAGAUGAAGUUAGUAAGGAAGAUGAAAAGUUCAAAAAAUUGGCUUCAAAGAUCAAUGAGAUUGAUUUGAUGAAGGAAAGGUUUGCCAAGUUGUUGCUUGGUGAAGAUAUGUCAGGUUCUGGCAAAGGGGUUUGCACAGCUUUGGCUAUUUCAAAUGCCAUUACCAAUCUUUGUGCUACUAUUUUUGGGCAAUUAUGGAGUUUGGAGCCUAUUUCUGAUGAGAAAAAAUCCAUGUGGAAAAGAGAGAUGGAGUGGCUUGUUUGUGUUAGUGACCACAUUGUUGAGUUCAUACCUUCUUGGCAAAAUUUCCCAGAUGGAAGCAAGCUUGAGGUGAUGACUUGCAGGCCUAGAUCAGAUCUUUUCAUCAAUCUCGCCGCGCUUCGAAAACUCGACAACAUGCUUCUGGAUAUACUAGAUAGUUUCACAAGCACUGAGUUCUGGUAUGUUGAUCAAGGGAUCGUAGCGCCUGAGGCUGACGGUUCGGCCUCCUUUCGGCAAACGCUGCAGCGCCAGGAGGAGAAGUGGUGGCUACCCGUGCCCCGUGUGCCCGCCGGUGGUCUCAGUGAUGAUUCGAGAAAGCAAUUGAACCACAAUAGGGAGUGUACCAGUCAGUUAUUGAAAGCUGCUAUGGCUAUCAACAGCAUCACUCUGUCGGAAAUCGAAGUUCCGGAUUCGUACUUGGACGCGCUUCCGAAGAAUGGUAGAGCUUGUCUAGGAGACCUGAUUUAUAGGUACAUUACCUCGGAUCAAUUCUCAGCUGAGUGCCUGCUCGAUUUCCUUGAUCUAUCGUCGGAACAUGUUGCGCUCGAGAUUGCGAACCGCGUCGAAGCCGCAAUAUACGUGUGGCGUCGAAGAUCUCAUUCGAAGCCCCUGAUUACUCCGAACCGAUACACUACGAAAUCGUCAUGGGAAAUGGUGAAGGACCUUAUGGUUGAUGGAGACAAGAGGGAGUUUCUAGCAGAAAGAGCUGAAAGCCUAUUGCUUUGCUUGAAGCAACGAUUCCCAGCUCUGACUCAAACUACAUUGGAUACCAGCAAAAUCCAGUGCAACAAGGAUGUCGGAAAGUCCAUUCUCGAAAGCUAUUCGAGAGUUCUUGAAAGCCUAGCAUACAACAUUGUUGCACGCAUCGACGAUUUGUUAUACGUCGACGACUUAACGAAACAUUCGGAUAGGCUGUCAUCGGUUCCUACGGUUAGUGUAAUCGCACACAAAACGGUUUCCAUCCCGUAUUCGGUACCGGUCUUGAACACUCCCUACAAAACAUCUGUCACCUCGACGCCGAGCUUUUCAACCGCGCCACUGAUCAGCCCUGCAGGGGGAGAAAGAACUCCUUUUCUCAAGCAGAACAACACCACCACAACGAACAAUAACAUCAUCAUCAGGCCGCAUCGCCGAGGGUUCGGAGUGAAGAGGGUGUUGACAAACUAUCUCGGAGGCGAUUCGAAACCGAAGAUAUGCAGUAAUCCAACAACGGAUAGUUCAUCAAUCCUGAAGAACUCUACUAACAAUACAGAGAACUCAGGGAAUCAAAAGGGUCAUCAAAUUACAUCGAAACAAUCGUCGGCAUACCAGAACGGGACCAAAAUGCGACAAAAUCCUCCGCGAUAUACCGUCACUUGAGUAGAUUUUUUAUGACAGUAAACUACUGGUUGUAGUAAGAUCAUGUGUAUGAGUUAUAUUUAUUAUAUAUUUUUUGAUUGUGUUCUUCAUUCUUGUAAUCAAAGUAGUUCGUAUCAUUUGUGUUGCGAUAUUGGGAUCGUUUCGUAUAGGUUUAAUACUUUAGUACCAAAGUGGAGAAGAAGGUAUAAUUUAGGGGCU
Molecule: messenger RNA, 2268 nt
Organism: Hibiscus syriacus
Lineage: Eukaryota; Viridiplantae; Streptophyta; Magnoliopsida; Malvales; Malvaceae
Product: rop guanine nucleotide exchange factor 5-like
Exons: 7
Coding region: 211-2070 (619 amino acids)
Molecular function (GO): guanyl-nucleotide exchange factor activity
Source: RefSeq, a predicted model, not a curated record